Schistosoma haematobium is the source of this 709-nucleotide messenger RNA. RefSeq lists its product as uncharacterized. The record is from RefSeq and is a predicted model, not a curated record. Bases 166 to 576 code for a protein of 136 amino acids. The transcript is spliced from 2 exons. Lineage: Eukaryota; Metazoa; Platyhelminthes; Trematoda; Strigeidida; Schistosomatidae.
CCUACUAGUUAAAUAAACCGGAAAGAAAUAUCUUGAACAAACAUACUCAACAACAACACCAAUAACAAAACACUGAAUCGGGAUUUAUUUUAAACCUUGUAAAUAUCAUUUUCUUUUUAUCUUCAAUCAGUCAGUAGACUAUCUAUUUUACUACCAAGAUAUAUUAUGUGCUUUAUCUAUCAAAUUUGGCCGGAUACCAUCAGCAAUAGCCUUCUGUGGAAGAGAACAAACCAACUUCCAGCUGAAGAAGAAAUUAGGAAAAGACGAUGGAAAUGGAUAGGAAAUACAUUACGUAAAUCAUCAAACUGCAUCACGAGACAAGCCCUAAUUUGGAAUCCUGAAGGAAAGCGGAAAAGAGGAAGACCAAAGAACACAUUACGUCGGAUAAUAGAAGCAGAUAUGAAAAGGAUGAAUAGGAACUGGAAGGAGCUGGAAGGGAUUGCCCAGGACAGGGUUGGAUGGAGAAUGCUGGUGAGCGGCUUAUGCUCCUUCACGAGGAGUAACAGGCGUAAGCCAUAUUACCCAAACUACUCUGGUGUUUGUCCUGACGAUUCUCAAUGUGCUAAUAUAACAUGAUAACCUCAAUAGAUGUACAAAAACACAAAGUUCUACAUUGUAUUUAACUGACUGAUCUCCAUCGAACUAUAUCAAUCUUUAUUUAUUUAUAAAAAGUAUCAAGUAAUCAACUGUUCACCAGUUACAAUGGUUU